Fragaria vesca subsp. vesca is the source of this 2284-nucleotide messenger RNA. RefSeq lists its product as uncharacterized. The record is from RefSeq and is a predicted model, not a curated record. Lineage: Eukaryota; Viridiplantae; Streptophyta; Magnoliopsida; Rosales; Rosaceae. The coding region runs from base 185 to 1897 and encodes 570 amino acids. The transcript is spliced from 7 exons.
GGGGUCAUUCUUCUUCUUUGUUCCGCGCGUGUGCUCCACUCUCUCUUCCUCUCCCAGUCAAACCCCCUCCUUUCAUUUCGUACCUGCUCUCUCUUUAAAACCCAUCCUCUCCUGGGUUUAGGGUUUUAGGUUGAAGCAAUCAAUUCGGUUUCUUAGCGUAGUAAGCAAUUUGGGAUUUGAAACGAUGAUGAUAGAUGAUAACAACAACGCUAAGGAUGGGAAGAAGGGCUUCAUCACCGAAGAAGACACCGCCACUCUCUUACAGAGGUACUCGGCGGCGACGAUACUGGCAUUGCUGCAGGAAGUGGCACACUUGAUGCAGUCGGAGAAGAUCAACUAUGAUGAGUUGGUGGCCAAGACUACGACUGGGAUCACAAAUGCUAGAGAGUAUCAGAUGCUUUGGCGACAUCUGGCUUAUAGGGAGCCUUUGCCUGACAAAUUUGACGACGGAGAAGCUCUUAUGAGAAACUUGGAAUAUAAUGAUGUUCAUGGAGAUCUAUCAAUCUUGCUGAAGUUUCUGGUCCCAGAGUUUAGUGCAUGCCAUAUAAAUGAUGUAGACAGUGACUACGAAUAUGAUGUGGAAGUUGCUCCUCCUGUUACUGCUGAUGCUUCAACAGAGGCUGCAGCAUGUGUGAAGGUCCUUAUGGCUUCUGGUUUACCAAGUGAUUCCAGUCAUCUGAACGGUACAACGGUGGAGGCUCCAUUGACAAUAAAUAUACCUAAUGGCCAGUCAUCUAAAGCACAUGAACCAUCUAUUUCAGCAAGAGGCGUGAACAUUACAGUUCCGGUUUCUAUUCAGAAACAGACCUUUCCUGCAACAACAACUACUGCAGUAGCGAAAGUUGAAGGAGAUGAUGCAAAUAAAGCAGCUAGCAAUACCAUGGCUCCUCGGAGGAAAAGAAAAAAGUGGUCAGAGGAGGAGGAUUUGGAACUGAUAUCUGCUGUGAACAUAUAUGGUGAAGGAAAUUGGACCCAAAUUGUAAAAGCAAACUUCAAAGGGGAUAGAACUGCUAAUCAGUUAUCUCAGAGAUGGGGUAUUGUUAAGAAGCGACAGAGAAAGUCGGGUCCGGGAGAAGGAGAUAAAGGCACACAGUCCGUUAAAAAGGAGGCAUUGCUGGCAGCUCACCAGGCAAUAACCCAUUUUUUGGAUAGUGGGUCGAACAGAACACUUAUUACAGUGGGCACUGGUGGAACAAAUGUAAACAUCAAUACUGCUGAAACAAAUGCAAACAAUGAGUCUGGUGUAACAAAUGGAAUACACAACUCUGGGCUGCAGACUACUACUGCUGAAGGCCUUAAUGCAAAAAAGACGAAUCGGAUGGGAUCAUUCGGUCCGACUCCUAAAGGUCGAAUUACCUCCAAGAAAACCUUGCCAAAGUCUAAUAUGAAUUUAGAUCCCUUAAGUGCAACUGCGGUUGCUGCUGGGGCACGCAUUGUCUCUCAGUCAGAUGCUGAACUGCUCAAGGCUGCUGCUCAAGCAAAGAACGCUAUACAUAUCAUGCCUCAAACAGGGGGUUCUAUCAAAUCAUCUACCGUGCAUCACAUUCGUACUAACCCCGCUGCGACACUACCUUCCACCCAUCCAACCACUAGACACCCUGGGUCUGUAAAAGCUGUACCCCAGACAAGUCAGCAAGCUUUAAAUAUUGACACAUCCAGAAACAUCACUGGGGUUAACAGUAGCCCAGCUGCUGAAGUCUUACCAAAGCCGGUCCAAAUUGGGGAACAUCUCUCUGGGAGUGAACAGAUUCAAGAAGGUAAAGUGGAGUCACCAAAGCAGACAGCUGUGUCAGAAAGUUUAUUAACCGAUGCUCAGAAUCCUGCUGCUUCAUUGGACACUAAGAAAGAUGAGAGUAAUGAUAAAGCCAUUACAGGUGAUGAGAGAAAGGUGGUAUAAGAAGGGUGAUGAUCAAUAGGCUGCAAAUGUUGAAGACCAAAACACAACACAGGAACAGGCAACACAGAUGUUUCUGACAGGGAUCUUGUGAAAAUUUUGUACAUUUAGAUGCUUUUAGGAACUCUUAGAAAUGAAACAAUGUGGAUGGAUAAUCUUUUUGAAUGAUGUAAAGUCUUGCCUAUUUCGGAUGGCAAUUGGUAUUGUGCAUUCUAGUGUCCAAGUUCUGUUCCUGUGGUGUAUUGGGCUUUCCUUUUUAAAAGAAAUUGGCAUGGUGCAUUCUACUGUCCAAGUUCUGUUCCUGUGGUCUAUGGGUUUUCCUUUCGAAAGGGUUUGUCUGAUCGUCUCCUAUGUCAUUAGAUUUUGUUCCUCACUAGCAGAUUUUACAAU